Messenger RNA from Rhizophagus irregularis DAOM 181602=DAOM 197198, 1662 nucleotides. NCBI's taxonomy places the organism in Eukaryota, Fungi, Glomeromycota, Glomeromycetes, Glomerales, Glomeraceae. The record is from RefSeq and is a predicted model, not a curated record.
AUGUCUUUUAUAAGAAAAAUUCCUAUUCGCAGCUUGGCUUUAUUAUCAAGCACGAUAGGAGGAAUUUAUUUAAUUGAUGAUAAAUAUAAUGCGCGAACUUUACAAAGAAACAGUUUGACAAUUUGGAAUGGAAUAUGUAUAGGAUUAGAUUACAAGAUCAAUUUUAGACCUGAAAAAGGAGACAAAAUUGAUGAUUUACAUGAAAGAGUAGCACAAAGAAUAUUGAGAGUUUGUAAGUUUAAUGGUGGAUUGUAUAUCAAGUUAGGACAAGCUAUACAAGUACAGUCUGCUAUCUUACCUGCAGCAUAUCAAAGGACGUUUAAAACGAUGUAUGAUGAGGCACCAGCUGUUGAUUUUGAUCAGGUGGCAAAGAUAUUUCAAGCAGAUUUUAAAUGUCAUCCAGAUGAUAUGUUUGAUGAUUUUGAACGCGUUUCCGUAGCGUCUGCUAGUGUUGCUCAAGUUCAUCGUGCAAAACUCAAAGAUGGAACUCCUGUGGCUGUUAAAGUUCAAAAACCAAAUAUUAAGAAACAAAUGAAUUGGGAUUUGAUGGCCUACAAAGCAUUGAUGUAUGCGUAUGAAUAUCUUUUUGAUCUUCCUCUUACUUGGACAGCCGAAACGCAAGAUAAACAUCUACGAGAAGAAGUGGACUUUAUAAAUGAAGGUAAAAAUUCUGAGAGGACAAAAAGGGAUUUAGAACAGAUUAGAUCUUUAAAAGAUAAGGUUUAUAUUCCAAAGGUAUUCUGGGAUUAUACAAGCAGUAGAGUUUUAACAUACGGAUAUAAAUUACAUGAUGUUAUGAAAACGACGAUUGAUAUCUUUGCGUCGCAAAUUUUCGUCACUGGAUUUGUACAUGCUGAUCCGCAUCCAGGGAAUGUAUUCGUUAGACCUCAUCCAAAUAAGUCAAAAAAAUAUUAUCAAAUUGUUUUGAUCGAUCAUGGAUUGUAUGUGGAAGAAUCCGUCGUCUUCCGUCAUCAAUACAGUUUAUUCUGGAAAUCCUUAUUUUUGAUGGACACUGAAACGAUAAAUGAAAUAUGUCAGGAGUGGGGUAUUAAUGAUCCAGAAAUGUUUGCAAGCGCAACAUUAAUGAAACCGUAUAAUCCAAAAACAGCACUUCAUAUCGCUACAAAUCAAAAAUUUUCUUUAAAAGAUGCAUACGAAAUGCAAAUGGCACUUAAGGAGAGAAUAAAAAAAUUCUUAUCUAAUACAGAAUUAAUUCCAAGAGAAUUAAUUUUCGUAGGAAGAAAUAUGAACAUAGUAAGAUCUCUUAAUAGAGAAUUAGGUAGUCCAGUAAAUCGAAUAAAUAUUAUGGGAAAUUGGGCAGUAAAAGGAUUAGGAUCCGAUUGGACGAAUUGGGGUGGUAAUGCGAAAACUUUUAAUGAAAAACAACAACAAUUAUUAGGUAAAGAGGGCAGUUUGAUGGGUUUUUUUAGUCAACUAUCUUUUGUAUUACAAAGUAGAUUUAAUUAUUGGUUGUUUAGAGGCACUUUAUUAUUUAUAAGUAUUGGAUUUUAUUUAACAAAAGUAAGAGAAUCUAUUGAAAUUUGGAUAAAUGGCAGAGACGGAAAUUCAAGGGGAUUUGAAGAUGUUUUGGACGAUAGAAUGAAGCAAACUAUUGAAGAGAAAUUCGGUGUGGUGCUUGAUCAAAAAGUUUUUGAGGGAUAA